Messenger RNA from Mesoplodon densirostris (Blainville's beaked whale), 1167 nucleotides. RefSeq names its product synaptoporin (gene SYNPR). The transcript has 5 exons. Gene Ontology annotation, cellular component: synaptic vesicle; synaptic vesicle membrane. The record is from RefSeq and is a predicted model, not a curated record. The coding region runs from base 273 to 1070 and encodes 265 amino acids. NCBI's taxonomy places the organism in Eukaryota, Metazoa, Chordata, Mammalia, Artiodactyla, Ziphiidae.
GGGAAGUAUCAGGUUGCUGUACUUCGGCUGUGGGUUGCCACUGUCUAAUAAUAUGACCGUUUUGCCAUCUCUCUGCAAAUAAGGCAGAAGCUGCUACCUGAUUGGUAUAACAUCUCACUUACCCUCCUCAUUGAUUUUCUUGUUCUCCUCCUUUGCUUCAUAAAAAGAGGGACCAGUGGCUCGUGCUGUGGACAGAGAAGCUUGAUUUUUAGUAUGAGAGAGCCUCUAUUUUCUUUCAGGAGAGGGAAGUUGGAUUAUCAAUUCUUUUGUAAAUGUGUAUGGUGAUAUUUGCUCCGCUUUUUGCAAUCUUUGCAUUUGCAACAUGCGGUGGCUAUUCCGGAGGCCUGCGGCUGAGUGUGGACUGUGUCAACAAGACGGAAAGUAACCUCAGCAUUGACGUAGCAUUUGCCUACCCGUUCAGGUUACACCAAGUGACGUUUGAGGUGCCCACCUGUGAGGGGAAGGAGCGGCAGAAGGUGGCCCUGAUUGGCGACUCCUCAUCUUCGGCAGAGUUCUUCGUCACCGUGGCUGUUUUUGCCUUCCUCUACUCCUUGGCCGCCACUGUCGUUUACAUCUUCUUCCAGAACAAGUAUCGAGAAAACAACCGGGGUCCACUCAUCGACUUCAUCGUCACUGUAGUCUUUUCUUUCUUGUGGUUGGUGGGUUCAUCAGCUUGGGCAAAAGGGCUGUCUGAUGUCAAGGUUGCUACGGAUCCCAAAGAAGUAUUGUUACUGAUGUCAGCUUGCAAACAGCCGUCCAACAAAUGCAUGGCUGUCCACAGCCCUGUGAUGUCCAGCCUAAACACUUCUGUGGUCUUUGGAUUCUUGAACUUUAUUCUCUGGGCUGGAAACAUCUGGUUUGUUUUCAAGGAGACCGGCUGGCAUUCCUCGAGCCAGAGAUAUCUUUCAGACCCAGUGGAGAGACACUCCAGUAGCUAUAACCAAGGCGGGUACAACCACGACAGCUAUGGAUCAAGCAGUGGGUACAACCAGCAGGCGAGUUUGGGGCCAUCCUCGGAUGAGUUUGGCCAACAGCCCAGUGGCCCUGCUUCUUUUACCAAUCAGAUUUAACAGGGUAGUGUUGGCAUUCUUCCAAAGACAGCCUCACCACCUUCCAUGUCAGUGGCAGGAGAAUUUUUUAAGAGCUUCAAUCAGUUAUUAAUUCAGG